Messenger RNA from Wasmannia auropunctata (little fire ant), 733 nucleotides. RefSeq lists its product as uncharacterized. The coding region runs from base 57 to 644 and encodes 195 amino acids. The record is from RefSeq and is a predicted model, not a curated record. The transcript is spliced from 4 exons. Lineage: Eukaryota; Metazoa; Arthropoda; Insecta; Hymenoptera; Formicidae.
AGGUCUUAUUGUGAAAGUUGUAACAGAAGAAGUCAUACGACGGAAUCUGCAAAAUAAUGUUGAAAUUCACGAUCAUUGCUAUCUUAACCUUUGCAAAUGCAGCCACGGCAUCAACGGAAGAAGAUUCGAAAGAUCCAUUGCUAUUCAUAAUUUUAGCAGCAAAAAAUCGGGCAUUUGAUCAAGUACAAUCGAUUAAAAUGCUAGCAGCAACUAACGUUGACAAAUUUAUUCCACGUGUGAAUGAGAUGGUGGAAAAGGCUCGAUCUGAUAUGGAAACUUUGAAGAAAGAACAUAUCAGCGCAAAUGAUGCCUCCUGCAAUAAUGCAAAAACCAAUAUAGAUGAUGCUGCUUUAAAGACCAUUGCACACUUUAAAUCCUGUGUCGAAAAAGUAACCGACGCUGUGGAUACAGACAUGAAUUCCUUAGCCUUUGAGGGAAGUCUCCUAACGAAAGAAAUUCAUGACACUAAGACUGUUAACGACGAAUUACGUCGUAAAGUUGCUGAUUUCGACGAAAAAUCUUUCCAAUUUGCUAAGUAUCUGUCAAAAUUGGAAAAAUGUGAAACUCAGUCAAAUUUACCACGACUCAAACGGCAAAUUUCUGAAAUUUUAACCAGCUAUAAACGAUGCCUUCAGGAAAAAUGAACACAUUUCACUAAACAUAUAAAUAUAAUAGAAGAAAUAGUCUAACGCAAAAUUUGUAUUUACACUAACAAUAAGAUAACUUGAUUAUA